AUGGCGAACUCUCCCAAUACCGCCACGAGGACUCUUCUUUACGCCUUCAAGAUGUCCCCCUUCCCACUGGCACUGGCACCAUCGCGUGUGACCUUUCUACCGGACACGAACGUCCUUUUGCUCCAGCAACUUUACGACGACGAGUGUUCAAAGCUCUUCACAAUCUAUCCCACCCUGGAGUCCGGGCGAGCCAAAACGCAUCGGCAUACUAUUACACCGCCAGGUACUUUCGCCACUCCUGAUGCACGCUUCAGUCAUGUGCACAUUGACCUGGUAGGUCCGCUUCCACCAUCUAACGGUUCUACCUAUAUGCUGACAUGCAUUCAUCGCUUUACUCGGUGGCCGGUUGCUGCGCCCAUUCCGGCCAUCAGUGCAGAAACUGUUGCAAAAGCUUUCCUGACUCAUUGGGUGUCCAAUUUUGGAGUUUCUGCGACUGUCACCACUGACCGCGGAUCCCAAUUCGAGUCCACACUGUUUCGCGAACUCACAUCCCUUCUCGGUACCAACCGAAUUCGAACAACAGAGACCAACCCUCAAGCAAAUGGUCUCGUCGAACGCUUCAAUCGACAGCUCAAGACUUCUCUUGUGGCCCAGCCCGAUCCUUCCCGAUGGUCUGAUCACCUUCCCCUAGUGCUUUGUCCCUCCGUUCCACUCUCAAUGCCGACAUAG
Messenger RNA from Spirometra erinaceieuropaei, 669 nucleotides. The record is from the annotation of a GenBank genome assembly. NCBI's taxonomy places the organism in Eukaryota, Metazoa, Platyhelminthes, Cestoda, Diphyllobothriidea, Diphyllobothriidae.